Molecule: messenger RNA, 1715 nt
Organism: Hibiscus syriacus
Lineage: Eukaryota; Viridiplantae; Streptophyta; Magnoliopsida; Malvales; Malvaceae
Product: dihydrolipoyllysine-residue acetyltransferase component 5 of pyruvate dehydrogenase complex, chloroplastic-like
Exons: 6
Coding region: 120-1523 (467 amino acids)
Biological process (GO): pyruvate decarboxylation to acetyl-CoA
Cellular component (GO): chloroplast thylakoid; pyruvate dehydrogenase complex; chloroplast envelope
Molecular function (GO): dihydrolipoyllysine-residue acetyltransferase activity
Source: RefSeq, a predicted model, not a curated record
UCACACCCAGUUCUUUAUCGGCAUCCAAAAUCACCCAAUUCUGCUAAAAACCCAACUGCUCAUCCAGUUUCCUCUCAUUUCCUUCUCAAAACAAAACCCAAUUCUCCUUUGUCCACCAAAUGGCUCAUAUCCUACAAACUUCUUUCCUUCCCUCCACUUCCACCCUCCGCCGCACCCCCAUCCCGGGUUCUAAAGCUAAGUCUCGAUCCCUUCAGGUUAAGGCGAAGAUACGAGAGAUUUUCAUGCCGGCAUUGAGCUCCACGAUGACGGAAGGUAAGAUCGUGUCGUGGAUGAAGUCGGAAGGAGACAAGUUGUCGAAAGGGGAGAGUGUUGUUGUCGUUGAAUCGGACAAGGCUGACAUGGAUGUCGAGAGUUUUCACGAAGGGUUCCUCGCCGCCAUCAUGGUCGAGGAAGGCGGUGUAGCUCCCGUCGGCUCUGCCAUCGCCCUCCUGGCUGAGACCGAAGACGAGAUCGCUGAAGCCAAGGCCAAAUCUCAGUCUUCUUCUGGUAGCAGCAGUGCCCGAGUAGUGGAGGAGAAACCAAAGCAAAAGCAAGAGUCGGAGCCCGCUGUUUCGGCUGUUGCUCCUACUGUUUCAAGUACAAAGACCGUGGUUGUGGGGUCCGCGGUGCAUCCGGCUUCAGAGGGAGGGAAGAGGAUAGUUGCGUCUCCGUACGCCAAGAAAUUGGCAAAGGAGUUGAAAGUGGAUUUGGGGACAGUGGUGGGGACUGGACCCUUGGGGAGGAUUGUGGCUAAGGACGUGGAGGCUGCAGCCGCAGCCGCAGCGGGUGUGGUCGCUGCGGCAUCGCCUGCUUCUCCGGCAAUCGCAGCCCCGGUGGCAUCUGGUAUUGAGUUGGGGACAGUGGUUCCUUUCACUACAAUGCAGGGUGCUGUGAGUAAGAAUAUGGUUGAAAGUUUGUCUGUGCCUACUUUUAGAGUCGGUUACACCAUCACCACAGAUGCCCUUGAUGCCUUGUACAAGAAGAUAAAGUCCAAGGGUGUAACAAUGACAGCAUUGCUUGCAAAGGCAACGGCGCUUGCAUUGGCUCUACAUCCUGUAAUUAAUACCUGUUGUAGGGAUGGAAACAGCUUUACGUAUAACAGUAGCAUCAAUAUUGCCGUUGCUGUAGCUAUAGAUGGUGGGUUGAUUACACCAGUUCUUCAGGAUGCUGAUAAGGUUGACAUUUAUACAUUGUCUAGAAAGUGGAAGGAGUUGGUAGAUAAGGCACGGGCCAAGCAAUUGCAACCUCAUGAAUAUAAUACGGGUACCUUCACUCUGUCUAACCUUGGAAUGUUUGGUGUGGACCGGUUUGAUGCCAUUCUGCCGCCGGGAACUGGAGCAAUUAUGGCUGUUGGAGCUUCUCAGCCUGCAGUUGUAGCUAGCAAAGAUUGUCGUAUUGGCGUGAAGAAUCAGAUGCAGGUAAAUGUUACCGCCGAUCACCGUGUCAUCUAUGGUGCUGAUCUAGCUUCAUUCUUGCAAACGUUGGCCAAGAUUAUCGAGGAUCCCAAAGAUCUUACCUUGUAAUGUGCCGUUCGUUUAACAAAACGAUGCCCUCAUGGCCAUGACAUGCUCACACAAAUUCUCAUUUAACAUGCUCCCAAGGUUCAUGUUCUUCAAAUCAUUUAUACUUGAGAUCUUGAAAUUAUGAAAUUUACUUGAGAUGUAGGUGAGUUUUCAGUGGAGAAGAAGACGAGUAUUUUACAGAGCACUGGUUAA